AUGCAGGCUGCAGUUGAUAGAGAAAAAGUGUACACAUGGAUUUUGGAGCUGUGUAAUCCUGAAACUCGUGAAAAUGCUCUUCUGGAGCUGAGUAAAAAACGAGAGGUGGUGCAGGAUUUAGCGCCCAUGUUAUGGCAUAGUUUUGGAACCAUUGCCGCUUUAUUACAAGAAAUCACCAAUAUUUAUGUUGCUAUGAUACCUCCCACCCUUACUGCCCAUCAAAGCAAUCGUGUUUGUAAUGCUUUAGCCUUAAUGCAAUGUGUAGCUUCUCAUCCAGAAACAAGGUCUGCUUUCCUGCAAGCUCAUGUACCAUUGUUCCUGUAUCCUUUUCUUCAUACUGUGUCCAAAACGCGCCCUUUUGAAUAUCUGCGCUUGACCAGUUUAGGUGUUAUUGGGGCAUUAGUAAAAACUGAUGAGCAGGAGAUCAACUUCGUGAUGCAACAUUUACAGCAUGCCUUCAAGAAGACAAUUCAACCAAGCAUUGGCUGGCGCAACUCAUUAAAAACUUGGAAGCUCAACCCCCACCUGCGAGCCCCGCUCAACAGAACAUGUACAAAACCAGAUGAAAAG
Messenger RNA from Iphiclides podalirius (scarce swallowtail), 570 nucleotides. The record is from the annotation of a GenBank genome assembly. NCBI's taxonomy places the organism in Eukaryota, Metazoa, Arthropoda, Insecta, Lepidoptera, Papilionidae.